UAUGCGUCGGUGUCAUCUCCAAAUGAAUAAUAGAAUUUGACUUGUUUGAUGCCGUUUUCCUAAUAUUGCCCGGAACUAAACGCGAUAUGUCGAACAAAAUUCAAGUCUCGCUUCCGGAGGAGGAACUGGAUUGGAUACAAUUACGCCAGGAUCUUGGACCCGUUGCCGAGGUGGAAACGACUAAAGAGAAGCUGCAGCGCAAGAUCAAGGAGAAUCCGCUGGUUCCGUUGGGAUGUUUGGCUACGACGGCGGCGCUCACAGCUGGCUUAUACAACUUUCGCACUGGCAAUCGGAAGAUGUCGCAGCUGAUGAUGCGAACUCGUAUUGCUGCUCAGGGAUUUACCGUUAUGGCCCUAGUUGUCGGCGUUGUCAUGACAUACACUGAUAAAAAAUAACUUUAACGAUAUUAUUAUGAUCCUAAAUAUAUAGGCUGAAUUUUCAUUCA
Messenger RNA from Drosophila santomea, 445 nucleotides. Its product is annotated as HIG1 domain family member 2A, mitochondrial. Gene Ontology annotation, cellular component: mitochondrion. The record is from RefSeq and is a predicted model, not a curated record. The transcript is spliced from 2 exons. Gene Ontology annotation, biological process: mitochondrial respirasome assembly. The coding region runs from base 87 to 395 and encodes 102 amino acids. Lineage: Eukaryota; Metazoa; Arthropoda; Insecta; Diptera; Drosophilidae.